AUGGACUACAAUGGCACGGUGCAUGCGACGCCGGCACAACUUCGGCUGCUCGAGAUGCAGCAAGAGGAGGUGCAACAAAAUGCAGCAAAAAUUCAAGGCCUGUUUCAAUACCUGAACUUCUGUGAUGCAGCAGCUUUCGACCGUUGCCUUGGGCGAUCGGGCAAGAGCCCCGACUGCCUAUCGCAGGCGCCUCAUGGCGGACCAGCCCCCCGCAAGUACGCCACCAUAACCACCACCAGCCACAACCGGAAGAUGCGGCAACAGGAGGCCUCGCGGUCUGUGCUCCUGAUGGCGCAGCGCAAAGAGCCCGCAGCGCUCACCGACGAGGAGACAUUGGCACGGCUCAAAGACGUCUUCAUCGCUUACUCGGACCCCAUGUUGUACGCCCACACGGGCCGGCGCGAGAUGAACAUUGUGGGGUUUUGCCGGCUGAUGCGUGACUGCCGGCUGCUUGACAACCGCCUAACGCUGGUAGCGGCGGACGUGAUGUUCACCAGGGUGGAGGCGGGCGUGGACGACGAGGACGGCAACGGGGGGAGCACGCUGCUAGGGGACCUCCAUGUCGACUUUGAGGAGUUCAUGCGCUGUCUACGUGCUGUGGUGCGUGUCAAGUUCCCCCAGGCCACGGAUCCCAAGGAAGCCAUGCUGCUACUGGCACGCAAGUGGGUGCUGCCCUUCGCUCGGGACUCGGGCGCUGGCGGCGGUGUGGGCAGCUCCGUGGAUGGGCUGUUCAGCCGCAGCACCAUGAAUCUGAUCCGGAAGUACGACGGCCAGCUGAAGAAGCUGUUUGCCUGGUACUCGAGCAUGGACGAGACCGAUCCCGCCCGGGUCACGUGGUCCUGGGCACGUGAGCACGCGGGCGCCAUCAACAGCGCCCAAUUCGUGCUGAUGCUGCUCAACUUCAAUGUGUUGCCAGUGCUGCUGUCCAAGCACGCCGCGAUUGAGGUCUUCAUACGCUGCGAGGCAGCUAACGACGGCGACGAGCGCGCCAAUGCCAUGUUCUACCCCGCAUUUCUGGAAACAAUUGCAGAGGUGGCCCUGGAGGUGGGCAAGUACGCGGUGCCCCGAAUUCGGGCGGCCACGUCGCCUGACGACUUCAAGGUGCUGCGCCGCUACGCGGACUGCUGUCCCCCCCCGCACGGACCCAAGUUGUUGGAGGUGUACCAGGAAGUCCUGGCCAGUCGCGGUCGCGAUGCCAGCUCCCUGGACCAGCACGAGCUGUACGACGUUGAGGCAGCACGGCGACGCAACGAGCAGCAAGUUGCCUCCGCCCUGGAGCAUCAAACGAAGACCUACGCCACCAGCGUCGUACAGAGGCGCGAGGGACUACGGCAGCGCUUCGCCCUCACUCGGCUCCGCAACUUCUACCGGGAUGUGCGCACCUUCAACAACAAUACCACCUGGCCGCCGGAGCGGGACCUGUCGCCCACCAGCCACCGCAACAACGCCCGGCCCGGCGGCGCUGGUGGCGAUGGCGAAGGAGUCCAUGUCGCCUUCUACGACAGCGAACGUGCCAUCAAGACGCCCAGACCGGUGUGGAUCCCCGUGUGCAACGCGGGGGCCCGACGGAACCACCUCUCCACGGACCUUCCCACGCCAUCGGGAGCCGCGGGCGGGACGGCACCGGCAUUCAGCGGCGGUGGAGGCGGAGGCGGAAACUGCCUGCUGCUCGACACCACCCCAUCCGCCCCCGCAGCGGCCCACGGCGUCAGGCACUCAGUCUUGUCCGGUGGAGGCGCCGCGGCCGCCGGCAAUGCCAGGAUGUCGGCACCCAAUACCUUCUCGCCGACCACCGCAGCCGCCUAUGGUUACAUCCGCUCGCCAAAGCCCUACCAGCUCAAGGUCUCCAUAGAGGACCGGGACGAGCAUGAGGCAAUCUUGGACCUCGCCGAGCGCCUGCCGUACAUUUUCACGCAGUCUGAGGCAGCGGCGGCCUCGGCGCGCACCUCCGUCUCAUCGGUCCGGCCGCUGGUGCUGCCCGUACCGAUGAAACCACGCGCCGUCACGGCCCCCGCAGAGCUGAGCCGACGGCUCGCUAACGAGGGCAACGCGGCAGCAUCGGAGCAGCAGCAGCAGCAGGCGGCAGGGGGGGGACAGGUACAGGGCGUCGGCGCCUCUGGCACUGCGCUGGUGGGUGAGGCGAGCAGCUCCACCGUAUCCUCGAGGCCGCGACUCCCGCCGGUUCAUCACCAGCUGCACCGCACGCAGGCGACGGCGGCGGCGCUGGCGAUCCUCGCUGGCCAGCCUUCCCCCCCGCCAUCAUACAGCGUCGACGUGCACAUCGCCACCAUCCACCUGCCGCCAGCCCUCGGCGCCAGCACGUUGCACGCCGUGCCCUCCAACCCUUCCUUAGCAGCCUCACAUUCGCAAAUUAGCGGCCUUAGCUGUGGCGCUAGCGCCUACAGUCCCUGCAGCUCCCAUCGCUUCAGCCCACACUCAUCGCUGAGCCGCCGCCGCCAGGGCACCCGCAAGCGAGUCGAUGCCGCCGGCCUGCCCGACCUGCAGCUACCUGCGGAUAGCGGACCCGGCAGCGAGGUUGCGGCGGCGUUGGACGAACUGGAUAAGUUUGACGAUGCGCGGGCGCUUGUGGCAGCGUCUGCGGCAGUCGACGGUGUCGGCCGUGGUGGGAUCUCGUCAUUGCGGCAUCAGGAGGAGGUGAUGCUGCUUCCUUGA
Volvox carteri f. nagariensis is the source of this 2673-nucleotide messenger RNA. RefSeq lists its product as uncharacterized. Bases 1 to 2673 code for a protein of 890 amino acids. The transcript is spliced from 10 exons. Lineage: Eukaryota; Viridiplantae; Chlorophyta; Chlorophyceae; Chlamydomonadales; Volvocaceae. The record is from RefSeq and is a predicted model, not a curated record.